Messenger RNA from Zychaea mexicana, 647 nucleotides. RefSeq lists its product as uncharacterized. Bases 83 to 559 code for a protein of 158 amino acids. The transcript has a single exon. NCBI's taxonomy places the organism in Eukaryota, Fungi, Mucoromycota, Mucoromycetes, Mucorales, Lichtheimiaceae. The record is from RefSeq and is a predicted model, not a curated record.
UCAGACGGACGGUUGCACGCCAGCUAUCGUGUCACCCCAAUUGCUCGUUGUUCCGUUCAAGGAAAUAGGCACGCCAGGGCGGAUGGCAUCGUCAGAACUGGACGAUGUUUGUGUAGCGGAUGAGCCGCCGGAGCGCAAGCCAAAGAGGCUCGGAUUCAGAAUCAUGACAAUAGCGGCGGUUACAAUGACAACUGUUAAGACCAGGGUCGCUGCAAUUCGGCACCGCUUUUUCCAUAUCAGCCCGGGCUGGCGAAGGGUGUCUCGACAUCCGCAACAGUCACUGCUGCCUAUAAACCAGGCGAGUGGGAACAGAAAUCCGAUAAAGAAGCAAUACUUUUCAAACGCUACACCGUUGCUGUUCCUGUCGCAGCUGCUAUUGUUUUCGGUAUCUUCUUGGUCUACGCUAAUUGCCGCGGCUGAUAAAACAGCGCUGUCGGCCUCCGGAUCUCCUCUUCGCCUGUCAUCCAUAAAUGAUAUCUUCGUCUUAGGUCUGGUUUAUCGUGCGUGCGUAAGUGUGCGCACCAUCAGCAUCGCCACAUGGAGUGCUCGAUUUAUAUAAUCAUGGCUAUGACAAAAAAUCACUGAUCCGCGAAGACACCCAAAAAAAAGGAGCAUAAACUCGGUAAUGUUGAUGCAAUCGAAAGCUG